Molecule: messenger RNA, 3183 nt
Organism: Hippoglossus stenolepis (Pacific halibut)
Lineage: Eukaryota; Metazoa; Chordata; Actinopteri; Pleuronectiformes; Pleuronectidae
Product: non-muscle caldesmon
Exons: 15
Coding region: 1321-2904 (527 amino acids)
Biological process (GO): signal transduction
Molecular function (GO): actin binding
Source: RefSeq, a predicted model, not a curated record
GUGGACGCAGCAGAUCGACUCGGCGCCUCCAGCAGCUGCUCCUGUUCCGAGCUGACAUAUCUUAUUCAUAAGCGGGUGGACAGAAACCAGAUCCAGCUCAUUAUUGCUUCAGCCUCGUCGUCAGGCUGCUGCUCGUAUCUGAACUUCACACAGUCACAGCAAAGACCACGGCUUCUCCUCAGUUCGGAAUCCUUUCACCUCCGACAUCCAUCCAGAGUUACUGAACCCAGGAUGCGAGGGGGAUUCUGGUAUUUUUCAUCCUUGGCCCUGUGGUUAUAAAUGUGGGUGUGUAAAUUAACCAUAUUUACAAUGGGCCUCCACCAGUAGCUGUGACACGAGGGCAGUGGCUGCGCUGUAAUUAGACCGAUUCCAAAAUAAUUUGUAAGUACCAUUGAUUUACACACACACACACACACAUUUAAUGAUACAGAGCCCAGGUUUAAAAAUACCAGAAAUCUCUUUUUAAAAGUCCCUUAAAGACAAAAGCUCGGCUUGGACUCAAUUUGUCCUGUGAUCUCAUUUAUUAUUCCUUCAAUCUGUGUCUGUUCUUUAAGAAAUUACUUUAAUAAUAGCACGUAUGUUCAGUGCUGUGCGUCACAUGUUUGGUUUCUUAUCCAUCAUCCAGAACCGUCACUUAUUGAUUCUGCAGCAGAACGUGGAGCCCAAACACAAAGUCAUAAUUUAGAUUUAGACACAGCAGCUUAAAAUAGUACAAAUGUAGAAAUAAAAUAAUAAUUGAAACUGAUUUCAAAACUAUGAAAAAGUUAAAUAAACACCAAAAAGAAACACCAUAGUUAUACAGACUGUUUACAUGUCAAUGCUAUGUGAGAGAGAGAGGAGAGAGAGAGAGAGAGAGAGAGAGAGAGAGAGAGAGAGAGAGAGAGUGUGUGUGUUCCCAUUAAAGUGACUUGAAUGGUAAAACUGUACAUGCAUACAAUAUUGUGACUGAUCCACUGUUAUGAUAUCAUCUUACUUUCCCCUUGGGAGAGUCACAUGACCCCGGUUAGGGUGAGGGAGGGUGGAGGGUGUCAAAAUGCUUCAAUGAAAACCACAUGGAGGGUGGAGAGAGAGAGAGAGAGAGAGAGAGAGAGAGAGAGAGAGAGAGAGAGAGAGAGAGAGAGGCUGACAUGAGAAGAAGAAGAGAGCAGCUGUAGGAACAGUCUCCAGAACCAAGAACAGAUCCAGAGCCACAGGACCACAGACCAGGACCUGAACCCAGGACCACAGACCAGGACCUGAACCCAGGACCACAGACCUGAACCUGAACCCAGGACCACAGACCAGGACCUGAACCCAGGACCCGGUGCAGCUCAGUCCACCAUGUCCUCCAACAGAAGAAGGAACUCCAGCAGACAGCUCCUGCAGAACCUCAUCAGGGUGACGGCCCAGCGGAGCCAGGAGGAUGCUGAGGAGGUGGAGCGGGAGCAGAGGAGGAGAGCCAGGGAGUUUCAGAGAGGAGAGGGCGGCCCGGCCUGUCCCGAGCCCACCCAUCACCAUGACGACACACACAGGACGGAGCUGGACGGGGAGCUGAAGCCCCGGUGCUGCUUGGUUCUGGAGGAGGACGAGGGCUUCAGCGACUGGAGUCACAGGUUGGAGAAUCGUAACGAGCAGGAGGUGCAGCACGUCUGUCGAGUGAGGGAGCGGACACCCAGCACCGCGCCACGUUGGAAACCAGGACCUGAAGAGGAGAAACAGGAUGAAGAGGAGGGACGAGAGCUGGAAGGAAGCAGUCGGCCCCAGGAAACUUUAACAAGACCUGCAGAGAAGAUUCCAUGCAGCAAAAAGGAAGUCAGGACUUCGUACAGCUCGUCAGUGUUUCUGCCGCAGGACGCCAGACUGCAGCACGCCACCGGACAUCCGGCUGACAGGGCCUCCUACCUGGCUGCAGGGACCAUGAGGCCCCGCGGAGCGGCCUGCAGGGUGGACGGGGAGGUGGAGCAGGAGGAGCUUAGGGAGGAAGAGGAGGAGGAAGCUGUGCAGCCCGCUCUGCAGAAGGAGCGGAGGUCGGCAGACACCAGACAGAGCUGCGGAGAUGAAGAAGAUCAGGAGGAAGAAGAGCUGAGCUUCACACGUGAAGAGAGGGACGACCUUCACCUCAGGAGGGAGCAGAGAAACAGAGAGGAAGAGGAGGAGGAGGAGGAGGAAGAGCACAAGACGCCAAACAAGGGCUCAGUGGAAACCACCAGGAGAGUGGAGGUGAACAGAAGAUCUGCCAGUUCUCUCUGCAGCGAAGGCGAGGAGCCGUUAAACUACGGCCCCAUGAGCCCGACUUUCAAGAAACUCCUCAUACAGUUUUACCCAGAUGAAAUCAACAGCAGAGUCUCGACUGACGGGAAAUGCACAAUCAUCGAGAGAACUGAGUCUCUGAGGAGGAGCACCGGCAGCAUAAAGAAGACGUCGCCCCCUGUGGCUGUUUCCAAGAUUGACAAGAAACGGGAGCUGUACACACAAGCUCUGGAGCUCUCCUCAAAGGAAGGACGAUCAGGAGCUCAGCUUCUCACCGACCUGACGAGUCCGACCGAACCCGUCGCUGCCAAGAAGAACCUGUUUGAAGCCGGAGACGCCUGGAACCAGAACACCUCAGUCCCAGCCUCCAAGGAUGCGGAUGGUUUAAAAGUGGGCGUGGCUGAUCUCAUCAACCAGUGGGUGAGAGGAGGUGAAGAUGGCAGCAGGUGCAGCUCGCCCUCCAAACCUGCAGAAAUAAAACCUGGAGGAGUUUUAAACAAGAAGAAUCUGUGGGAGAGCUUUGGUGACACUUUCUCUCCAGGACGGGACGGGAAGGAGAGCUCCUCUGGUAAAAAGUACAAAUUUGUGGUGACCAGUCACGGGAAGUACGAGAAGGUUUCUGUUGACGAAGAUGAGAACUGUCUGUCAGCUGGAGAGUUCUAUGAGGAUUUGUGAAACACAUAUUGGACUUUUUCAUGGAAGAAAAACAAAUCUUUUAGCGACUCUCACUUCAACGUUCUCCGUGUUUCAAGCUUCAGGUUGGAAAUUCUCUUAAAUCCUGUUGUGAUUCCAAACCUCCUUUUCCACUCAUGUUAUCAUUUUACAAGGUAGUGAAGCUAAAAGUCAGACUCUUCUCUGUUUAUACUGGACAUGUUUUCUUUUUAAUCCUGUGAAUAAUCUCUCUCUUUCUCUCUUAUCUUUGAAUACGAUGGAAUAAAAUCAUUUAAAAAAGUU